ACUAAAGUAGCACCUAUGGAUAAUGCUGACUGGACAAGCGAGAGAGAGAGAGUGAUGGCGGUUGUAGGCGGCGGCGUACACGGCGGUUACCUUCCCUCCGAACUCCGGCGACCACCACCCACAACCCUAACCUCCAAAAUCAACAUCACCAGAAAGGUCCGCACCACUCCACCGCCAAUAUUCAUAUCAACAAACCCAAGUCACAUAAACCCUAACCACCUCAGAGACCUCUUCAGCCUCUGCAACCACUCCUGCCACCGCUUCCCCACCACCGACUCCGACCCCGUCGACCUCCACAAGCUCCGCAUCGCUCUCUCCCACAGCUCCGUCCUUGUUUCUGUCUUCUCCAGACCUGAGGUCGUCUCCAAUUUGAUCGGAGUUGGGGGAGACUGGUUCCGGAGAGUGGUGCCGGUGACUCCUUCUAAUGGUCAGUUGGUGGGAUUUGGCCGAGCUGUUUCGGAUUGUGGAUUGACUGCUUCGAUCUAUGAUGUCAUGGUUAUUCCUUCAUUACGAGGUAUGGGAAUUGGCAGGAUGAUAGUUAAGAGAAUCAUAAGGGUGCUCACUAGUAGAGGCGUCUAUGACAUAGCAGCCCUUUGCUCAGACAAGGAGAGAUUAUUCUUUGAAGCGUGUGGAUUUGGGGAAGACAUUUUGGGAUCUACUACAAUGAUGUAUACUAGAACUGUUUCUAGCUGCGAAGCAAAUCAGACGGUCAGAUUGGUUGGUCGAAAGAUAUUGUUAUCUGCGCCACAGAGAGAGCCCUUUAAAUCAUGAAUAGUAAAUUGAUCAUAAAGAUGUCACCUACACCAUGCUUUUUCUACAUCUGAAGCCUUUGAAUGUGAAGAUAGGAAUAUUUAUGAGGAGCUCAAGUUGAUACCCAUCUCAGAUUUUGAUGUCCAAUUUUCAUAUCAAAUAUAAACAGAGAACUUGUCUAAAAUCUUUGAAGUAUAAAAAAUUUCUGGUCUUGAUGUACUGUUGGACAUUUUUGUUAAGAGGGAUGACUACAAACAUGUCCAUACAA
Camellia sinensis is the source of this 1018-nucleotide messenger RNA. Its product is annotated as Acyl-CoA N-acyltransferases (NAT) superfamily protein. The record is from RefSeq and is a predicted model, not a curated record. Gene Ontology annotation, molecular function: N-acetyltransferase activity. NCBI's taxonomy places the organism in Eukaryota, Viridiplantae, Streptophyta, Magnoliopsida, Ericales, Theaceae.